CACAUGCUCCUUAACGCACCCCCAACAUCUACCACUUCCACCAGAAGAACGGCUUCGCCUGCAUGAUGCUCUCUGACCUCUUCGAGCUGGUGCAGUUCCUGUUCGUCGUCACCUUCACCACCUUCCUGCUGUGCUGUGUGGAGUACGACGUCCUCUUUGCCAACCGACCGCUCAACCACAGCCACACCGGGGGGGCGGCCCCCGACCGCAGCAAGGUGACGCUGCCCGACGCCAUCCUGCCCGCCCCACAGUGCGCCCAGAGGAUCCGGGCCAGAGGCUGGGUCAUCUUCCUGCUGGUGAUGGCGGCCGUCUUCUGGCUGUACCGGCUGGUGAAGGUGCUCUGCAGCCUGCUCAGCUACUGGGAGAUCCGCGCCUUCUACAUCAAAGCCCUCAAUAUCCCCUCGGAGGGGCUGUGCAACUACAGCUGGCAGGAGGUGCAGGCACGGCUGAUCUCGCUGCAGCGCCGGCAGCAGAUGUGCGUGCACAAGAGGGAGCUGACGGAGCUGGACAUCUACCACCGCAUCCUGCGCUUCAAGAACUACACGGUGGCCAUGGUCAACAAGUCGCUGCUGCCCGUCCGCUUCCACGUGCCGCUGCUGGGCCCCACCGUCUUCCUCACCCAGGGCCUCAAGUACAACCUGGAGCUGCUCCUCUUCUGGGGCCCCGGCUCCCUCUUCCAGAACAAGUGGAGCCUGCGGCCGCAGUGCAAGCGGGCAGGUGCCCGGCGGGAGCUGGCCCGGCGCCUGGCGCGCACCAUGGUGCUGCUGGGUCUGGCCAACCUGCUGCUCUGCCCCUGUGUGCUGGUCUGGCAGCUCCUCUACGCCUUCUUCAGCUACGCCGAGGUGAUCAAGCGGGAGCCGGGCAGCCUGGGCGCCCGCCGCUGGUCCCUCUACGGCCGCCACUACCUGCGCCACUUCAAUGAGCUCAACCACGAGCUGCAGGCGCGGCUGAGCCGUGGCUACAAGCCGGCCACCAAGUACAUGAACUCCUUCACCAGCCCGCUGCUCACCGUGCUGGCCAAGAAUGUCGGCUUCUUCGCCGGCUCCAUCCUGGCCGUGCUAAUCGUCCUGACCGUCUACGAUGAGGACGUGCUGACGGUGCAGCACAUCCUCACUGCCAUCACACUGCUGGGGCUGGUGGUCACCCUGGCCAGGUCCUUCAUCCCCGAUGAGCACACGGUGUGGUGCCCGGAGCAGCUGCUGCAGCGUGUCCUGGCCCACGUCCACUACAUGCCCGACCACUGGCAGGGCAACGCCAGCCGGUCAGAGACACGUGGCGAGAUGGCGCAGCUCUUCCAGUACAAGGCGGUCUUCAUCCUGGAGGAGCUGCUGAGCCCCAUCCUCACCCCCCUCAUCCUCAUCUUCGCCCUGCCCGCCCGCGCCCUGGACAUCGUCGACUUCUUCCGCAACUUCACGGUGGAGGUGGUGGGGGUAGGCGACAUCUGCUCCUUCGCCCAGCUCGACGUCCGCAACCACGGCAAUCCCCAGCUUCACCAGCAGCAGCAGCAGGGCCCCGGGCCCCAGGCCGUGGGGGUGUGGGUGGCCGCGGGGGCACCCAAGCCACCCUCCGUGACCGCAGCUGCCCGCCAUGCUGCCCGGGAGCCGGGAUGCAGGAUGGUCUGGCCGGCCCUGCCCGUGUGGGCCCCCUGA
This is a messenger RNA of Aptenodytes forsteri (emperor penguin), 1649 nucleotides long. Its product is annotated as autophagy-related protein 9A. Gene Ontology annotation, biological process: autophagy of mitochondrion; protein localization to phagophore assembly site. The transcript is spliced from 8 exons. Gene Ontology annotation, cellular component: phagophore assembly site; autophagosome. Bases 63 to 1649 code for a protein of 528 amino acids. Lineage: Eukaryota; Metazoa; Chordata; Aves; Sphenisciformes; Spheniscidae. The record is from RefSeq and is a predicted model, not a curated record.